GUCGAAUACAUUAUAUCUCUCUUAGAAAAGACUAAAACAAACUUCUCCAAAGAUGAAAAAUGCUUUGCUGGCCAUUGCUGCCUUGGCAGGUGUGGUUGCCAUGGUAAACGGCAUAUGUGAUGUUAAAGACGCCAAGACCUGCCAAGUUAUGUUUGCGGACCAACUGUCGGCUGGUGGUCGCAAUAUGGACAAAUUGUGCAUCGCACAAAAGGACCUGAUCAAGUGUCUCGAGCACGCGGCGUGUACCGAUGAGAUGGUCUUCAAGUCCGUCAUGAAGGAGGCAACAAAAAACAUGAACGCCCUGUGCAGCAGUGGCGCUACCAUGAUGGUCUCCGCCAUACUGGUCGCUCUUCUUCCAAUCCUCUUCAACUGAAUGAACGUUCAGUGCCUGGCAGUACCGAGCAUGUCACGUGUUUCUGAUGACAGCAAAAAUCUACUGCCGACCCAGUCGUCUAAUUAUAGUCUUUGUAUCAUCUCUCCUAUUGAUUCGUCCUCUUUCAAAUGACACAUUUUCUGUAUAUUAUGCACGCGCGCGCGCGCGCACACACACACACACAGACACAAAUACACACACAAUACACACACACACACACACACACACACA
Messenger RNA from Gigantopelta aegis, 604 nucleotides. RefSeq lists its product as uncharacterized. The record is from RefSeq and is a predicted model, not a curated record. Lineage: Eukaryota; Metazoa; Mollusca; Gastropoda; Neomphalida; Peltospiridae. The coding region runs from base 53 to 373 and encodes 106 amino acids. The transcript is spliced from 5 exons.